AUGCAAAAUAUAUUUCGAACAAUGAAUACAAAAUAUUGGACAAGUGGAAAUAAUCAAAUCGAUGAAAUUAUAAGAGCGUCACAACGUAGAGCAACGGAUAAUGAGGAUCGAAAUCAUUUCCUUGAAUGGAUAAAUAUUCAUAGAUUUUCCAACAUAAGAUAUAUUUCCAGCGGAGCUUUUGGAGACGUAUCUUACGCUAUUUGGUUCGAUGGGCCACCUAUCGAUGUUGAACGAGUUAAAAGAGGCCCACCAUGUGAUGUUGCAAUCAAGUUCUUUGAUUCGAUUACAGAAUUUAUGAAAGAGCUAAUACAUAAUCAUAAAAUGAUCGAAGCCUGUUCAAGUGCAUCCGGAUUUGGAAAUCUCAUUCACGUUUAUGGGGUCACGAGAGGCUUAAAUGGAAAUUAUGGAAUUGUAAUGCAAUACGCGUCAGAAGGAAGUCUUGAUUCAUUUUUAAAGAAUAAUUGGAGAUAUAUAUCAUGGGAAAUCAAAUUAGGAAUACUUAAAGAUAUAGCACGUGGAUUAAAAAAUUUACAUGAUGCAGGAUUAAUUCACGGAGAUUUGCAUUGUAAUAAUAUAAUGAUAACACGAGAUCGGGUGAAUUAUUCGAUUACAGCAUAUAUCGGAGAUUUUGGAUUUACAAGAUCAGAAGAACGUUAUACAAAUCGUACACAAAUUGUUGGAGUAAUUCCAUUUAUUGCACCAGAAGUAUUGGCAGGAAAAAAAUAUACCAAAAAAGCUGAUAUAUUUAGUUUUGGCGUUUUAAUGUAUCAAAUCGUUUGUAACAAAAAACCAUUUUUUGAUCAAAAUCAUAAUUUUCGACUGGCAAGAUCUAUAUAUGAAGGGUUACGACCUCAAUUUAAUAGAGAUUUAAUGCCUAUAUGUUAUGAAACUUUAAUGAGAAAUUGUUGGAAUUAUUGUCAAAGAAGUCGUCCUAAAUCCGAAAAACUGUAUGAAAAAUUUUCUGAGUGGGAAAGUAGUGUUUAUGAAAGAGAUUCUCCUUUUGAACAAUAUAGGUUAAUAGCUGUUCCUUUACCUAAUAAAUGUGAUCAUCAGUUCGCUGUUUAUACAACUCGUGUCUGGCAUUCACCACUUGCCCAUUCAUAUUCAAAAAAAAAAUAG
Rhizophagus irregularis DAOM 181602=DAOM 197198 is the source of this 1119-nucleotide messenger RNA. RefSeq lists its product as uncharacterized. Gene Ontology annotation, molecular function: ATP binding; protein kinase activity. NCBI's taxonomy places the organism in Eukaryota, Fungi, Glomeromycota, Glomeromycetes, Glomerales, Glomeraceae. Gene Ontology annotation, biological process: signal transduction; protein phosphorylation. The record is from RefSeq and is a predicted model, not a curated record. Gene Ontology annotation, cellular component: cytoplasm.